Messenger RNA from Vicia villosa (hairy vetch), 480 nucleotides. Its product is annotated as protein MAIN-LIKE 1-like. The coding region runs from base 1 to 480 and encodes 159 amino acids. The transcript has 2 exons. NCBI's taxonomy places the organism in Eukaryota, Viridiplantae, Streptophyta, Magnoliopsida, Fabales, Fabaceae. The record is from RefSeq and is a predicted model, not a curated record.
AUGACCAUCACGCUAGAUGAUGUUUCAUGUCUUCUUCAUGUACCGAUUAGGGGCGAGCUGGUUGACCCCGAUGUUGUUGUCACUGAUUAUGAUGCUAUCCAUCUAGCUGUUGAGUUGUUUGGUGUUUCACUGAGUGAUGCAACUACGGAGGCUUCUACUGUUAGGGGUCCUUACUAUAAAUUGGAUUGGCUGAAGCAAAUUUUUGAGCAACAAAGAGCGGCAAAUAACUUUACGGGUGCUCUGAGAGCCUACAUGAUGUUGCUAUUAGGUUGUACUAUUCUUGCCGACAAGACUUUUACUCUUGUCGAGGCAAAAUAUCUACCAUUGUUUAGAGAUUUGAGUACUUGUGGAAGAUAUUGCUGGGGGGCAGCUGCACUGGGGUAUUGGGAUAAAUGUAAGGGUACGAGUAUAAUUUUCUUUUCCGAGUUGCAGCGCCUCCAAUUUACAAGUUAUAUUUUUGCAAUUCCUUAUUUUAUUUAA